AUGGGAGGGCCGGCUUGGUAUACUGCUCACGGUAUUCCUACAGCUCGUCAGGCUCUGCUGUUCCGCCGUUGUCAGCGCACCGCCAUGAACGGUGAGGUAUCCACGUUCACUUUCGCACGCCCCUCCCACACACACUGACUGAGAUCUGCCACUUGUGUUGAUUUGCAGCCGGUCUUUCUCCUGGGUGGCGAGCGUUCCUUCUCCGUGGCCUUCACGACCACUGGGACGACAUCGAGCUCGAUCGCCAGCGCUCUCAGUCGCUGGCGGACCCGACGGACAUGACCGCGCCACCGAAGCAUCGCCAAGUGUGGCUCACCGCGGCGAGUGCCGAGCGCAUCAUCGGUCAGCAGGGGUAGCAGCUGGCGCUCCUCCCGGCGGCCAUCGACCAGGACGCCCGGGACCGGCCCCUCCGCCACCUGUUCCGCCUGCAGGCCUUCCGCAAACCGAAUAUGAACCUGACCGACCAGGCGGCUCAUCAGGGCGGCCAGUGCUGCGUCCUCGUGUACUGGGGAGGGGAUCUCGUGGAUGAGGUGCGUUACGUGCCGGUCGACAAGGAUACCGGUGAGAAGCUGUGUGCGACGUGUUUGGUGCCGUGUGCUGAUGGCACCGGCGGCAUCUGCGGCAAGCAGAACACCUUCGGCAACGUCGUCAAUUCUCACCUGCGCAAGACACACAAACUGACAGACGAGACUGCGCAGGUGUGUGUGUGAUGGGGAAGACAUGUCUGCACAUUGACGGCCUCAUGUUUGCUGUGUUGUACUGCGUGGUGUCUGCAGUGGCUUCCUGCCCCUCCUGGGCCAUCGGCGGCGCCGAUGACUGUCACCAGCGCACGUACGAUGCGAUGCGAUGCGAUGCGGGGGAUUGAAUGUGUUGUCCAUCCACCGUAUCUGUCAUUCUGCAGAUGUGUACCACCACCAGAACAGAGGGCCCACCCAUGACCUCAAUGCGUCUCGCAGAAGUCUCGGGUCGAGGGGUGAGUGUCGAGGACAGCACAGCCGUCUGCAUACGUACGCCGUAUUGAUUGAUGCCUCUGUUUGUGUGUCAGACGUGGAAGUUCUUAGAAUAUGGGUGCCGGGAGAGAACACGGUGCAGCAGCUCAGGAACUUCGCCGCCAAGUGGCCCCGCGACAUGAUCGUAGAGGAGUUGGUUGUGCAGAGGGACGCACCGAUGACCGAUGGCCGAUACCUCAGGAUCACCUACGUGCCAGACAGAGGUACACCCACAUACAAGCAGACCUGCGAGCACUCUCUAUCUCUUUCUGUGGGUGCGUGUGUGUCUCUAGUGCCCUGUCGAGCUUUCCUGAAGUGGCUCAGCCGGGAGAUUCCGCAUCAAGUGGAUGAGACCAUGGCGAGUCCAGUCACGCAGCAACAAGUGGGUUUGCAAGCAGGCAGCCAUGCAGCCAGGAGGAAGGGCAUAGUCAGGCUGCCAUACAGGCAGAGUGUAUCACAUUGGUGCAGGCAUCUGACCAGGGGGAUGCACCCCCUCCCCCAGACGGGCAGCUGCAGACGGGACAGGUACGUGUGAGUGAUGUGGGAAGGCACUGCAGCGCGUCGUGAAGACAUCCAUCUCUGUGCUGUCUCGCUGUCAGACUUACCUUCUGCAGCCCCAACCCAGCACACAGAGCGGUGAGGAACAGCACACGCAAGAGUCAGGACAACACGUUCACACGUCUGUCUACUGGCGUUGUGUGCUGCUCGCUGCAGGGCACCCCAUCACACGCGACGACAUUGCGCGUGCGCUGCGCGCUGAGCUCGACUACGAGGUCGGCUUCGACACUGUCCGACGGUUGGUGGACAUCUUCAACGGUGAGCGUAUACAAACAGGUCGACCAGAUCUGCUCACUCCUGGUGAUGUCUGCAUUUCACCGCAGGCGCCCGACACGCCGUCGUGCAGUUCGUCCGUCAAGGUGAGCAUGCAGCAGACGAUAUAGGCCUAUACAAAUGCGUCUUUUUCUCCGUGUCUGCAGCCGGGUACAGCUGCUCUGAGACAGAGCUCCUGACGAUGGCAGCCGCUAUGCAGGGUGAGUCUCCAGCACAAUCGAAUGAGGAUCGAUUGACUGGCGGCCCUUGUGGACACUUUCACGUGUCGUGUGCAGAUGCUCCAGUGCAUCCUCCAUCUGACGCUGGUGAGAUUUGGCCCUCAGAAGCACGGGGGUGCGCCAUCCAUGUGUUGUUAUCCUUGUGCUUCUGUCUACAGAUGGCGAACCUCCGUCGCUGGGUGACUUGCUGGACAGCAAGGAAGGUCCCUUGCCGGCAGGAGACCGGCAGGGACAUUUGGCUGCUGCGGCCGCUGGGGAGCAGGGCGGUCACUACGUCACCCCAGCAAGUAGGAACUAUAUGACAGUGUCAGCAAGGCCUUCCCCUUGUCCAUGGGACCGUGUCUGCAGGGGACGUCUUCGAGUUCGUCAAGGCCAAGGAUGGCCGCCGGCGUGAGAUCCAUGACGCCAGAUCCCACAAAUCAGUGAAUAUGGCCUCGUCGUCAGCAGCCGAGCAGGUGGCAAGAUACCCCCGUGCCUGCAACUUGAAAGUGUGUUCCAUCUGUCUACCACAGCCAAGUGCUGCUGCUGCUGCUGCUGGAGAUGCUGCCCCUGCUGAUUUCCUUAUCUCUCCGUUGCCAACCGUCCCGGUGAGGCCAAACAGAAACGUUUGAGCAGAAAUGUCGGAAGCUGGAUGGCUGACAUGCGUCCAUGGCUGCAUUCUGUGACCGUCUGUCAGGCCGCAGACGGACGCCGUGUCCAUCAGGUGCCCCUGCUGCCUGCCCACCACCACAUACAAGGGUGAGCCUCGAGCAACCCACACACACAGCACCACACCCGACCGCUUUGCCUUUGCCUGUGCCUGUGUCUGUGUCUGCUUUCCAUUCAGUUUCCAUCGCCAUUGGCAGCCAUAUCCUCACCUGUCGGCACUGAGCAGCGAUGCACAGGGAAUCGCUGCACAGGGACAUAUGGCGUCACAGGCAAGCCGUCAAGCGAAGACGACAGCGACACGACGGUUAGGUUAUUGUGCGUGUGUGUUUCUUUCAUUCAGCCGUCGCACGUCUAUGCUCCAGCAACGGGCCAUUCGAACAACGCCCCCCACUCACCCGUCAGUGAGGUACCAAUGGGACGAAGCACAUUCACACACAGCGGGCCCAUCUGUCCCUGCGGUGCCAGGCUCAGGUGAUGGCUGAAGACUCUCCACCGUUGCAGCACCCAUUGGGCCAAAAUGACCUCCGUUACUCACCACCUCACUUCAACGGCGCGGCGCCGGUGAUACGACAGCAGCAGUGCGAUGGUGCCUUCAUGCAGCACUUUCCCGGGGUCCACUGGCAAUGCUGGUGAGCUGCAGCUGAAUGCGUGUUUCCAUUUCUACGUCUGCCCGUCUCGCUUGAGGGUCAACCAGGUGGCCCCGACAUACACAUCAGCCGACGUCAAUGGGCCUCCAGCCAAUCCGUUUGCCGCGGCAUCACAAGCCGGUGGGUUAAGGAGGCACAUCACACUGGUCUUUUCUCCAUCUCUCUGCUUUCUGUAGGUGUGUGUGAGCCCAUCCCAAUGUACGGCGGCGCUCCACCAGAAGCUUCCCCCGGGCCGCCCUCGCAUCCCUACGACAAUAUGAGCAGUGGCACAUAAACAGUACGCCACUCACCUCAUUUGCAAUGUAUUCGGCGCUCGUCAUUGUAUCGUUUAGGCUAUGGGCGAGGCCGGCGACCGGCCCCAGCUGAGCUGGCAUCGACCGCGAAACUCCCCAAGUAAGGAAUCGGUGUCAACAUCCACAAAUAUGGGAUUCACUCUGCUGUCCUUGAUCAGUGUUCUCGGGCUGCUCUGGGGUCGACGCUGAAGGAGAGAGGGGGCGCGGCGACGACAGCAACUAG
Messenger RNA from Vitrella brassicaformis, 3849 nucleotides. The record is from the annotation of a GenBank genome assembly. Lineage: Eukaryota; Vitrellaceae.